CCCUUCUUUUGCAUCUUCGCUUCCAUUCCACCUGUUCUAGCUAGCUAGAAGUAACACCAGAGAAACAGACAUAAUGGCAGGCAUCAAGCACCUGGUCAUGGCCAAGUUCAAGGAAGGAGCGGCAGUGGAGCAGCUGGUUCUGGACAUGAAGAAACUCGCAUUAGAGUUGGAUAUCAUCAAAUCCUUCGAAUGGGGGGAGGACGUGAUGAAGAACGACAAGUAUAGCCAUGGAUUCACGCAUACGUUCAUCCUCAUGUUUGACAGCGCUGAGGACGUGGCGGCGUACAUAAAGCACCCUCUACACGUUGAGUACGCCAAGAAGUUUCGUGCAGGGACUGAGAAGAUCUUGGCGGUGGAUUUUCCGACUGUUAUUGAUAAGAUUACGACUGCUUGACUCAAUUACGUUGAGUACGCCAAGAAGUUUCGUGCAGGGACCGAGAAGAUCUUGGCGGUGGAUUUUCCGACUGUUAUUGAUAAGAUUACGACUGCUUGACUCAAUUAAUGAUAUGCAAUAAAUUCAUUUAACUAAUGAAUUAUUAUUUUUAUAUUAAAUGUAUUUCAUGAUCUAGAUUUUAUAAACAGGCAACUCCGCAUUCCUUGUA
This is a messenger RNA of Zingiber officinale, 602 nucleotides long. RefSeq names its product stress-response A/B barrel domain-containing protein At5g22580-like. The record is from RefSeq and is a predicted model, not a curated record. NCBI's taxonomy places the organism in Eukaryota, Viridiplantae, Streptophyta, Magnoliopsida, Zingiberales, Zingiberaceae. The coding region runs from base 74 to 394 and encodes 106 amino acids. The transcript has 2 exons.